Molecule: messenger RNA, 384 nt
Organism: Pochonia chlamydosporia 170
Lineage: Eukaryota; Fungi; Ascomycota; Sordariomycetes; Hypocreales; Clavicipitaceae
Exons: 1
Coding region: 1-384 (127 amino acids)
Source: RefSeq, a predicted model, not a curated record
AUGUUCUCCGGUGUUCUGAGUUUCUCAGCCCAUAGUCUGUUCAGCCAUGCUUUGUUGUGUGGUAAAUCCUCUGGUGGGCAGAUAUCAACAUUCCAGGUGACGAAUAUCACACCACCGGGGAAGAGUGCCUCUUGGCUGUCGACCAAUGGCGGGAGGGCCGCAGUCCGGAAUCGUGCUGGCCUCGCCGGGCAGAGCUGGACAUCUGGAAGAGUGGCAGCUGACUUUUCUUCUGGGGUCAAACCAAUGCCCAGCCAGGGAAUGGCGGCUUACAGAAGAGCCAGAAAAGCGGGAUGCUCAAAGCAUGAAAGAGUGGUGCCACCUGCUCUCGAUUCGGGUUCAACCGGCGGGGCGCAGCAAACCGUUCGCCGUUGCAGUGAGUGCUGA